GCACGAUCCGGCCCAGUUGAAUAACACACUCUCACUCCCUACUUCCUCAGAAACAGAGGCUCACCGUCUCAAGAACAGAGAUGAAUCCGUUUCUCUUCUUCUUCUUCUUCUUCUACCUCAUUCUCCUUCUCACCCAAGAUUUUCCCGCCCUUUCUCUCCGUUUCUCUCCGUCGCAACCCAACCUAACCCUCUACGGCGACGCCUUCUUCCGCGGCCACACCAUCUCCCUCACCCAGCAACAGCCCUGUUUCCCCUCACCCUCGCCGCGAAACUGCUCCUCCUCCGGCAUCGGACGCGCCCUCUACGUCUACCCGAUCAAGUUCCUAGAACCCUCCACCAACACUACCGCUUCUUUCUCCUGCCGCUUCUCCUUCACCAUCAUCGCCUCCCCUUCUUGCCCCUUCGGCGACGGCUUCGCCUUCUUGAUCGCCUCAAACGCCGAUUCUUUCACCUUCUCCAACGGCUUCUUGGGUCUCCCCGACCCGGCUCUAGACCCGCACGGCUCCUUCGUAGCCGUCGAGUUCGAUACAGCUUUCGACCCGAGUCACGGAGAUAUCAACGAUAACCACGUUGGAAUCGACGUGAACUCAAUCGUCUCCGUCGCGUCCGUCGACGCGGUUUCGAAAGGGAUUGAUCUUAAGAGCGGGAGAGAGAUGAUGGUGUGGAUUGAGUACAGCGACGUUCUCAAGCUCAUCAGAGUUUGGGUUGGGUACUCGCGGGUUAAGCCCAAGAGUCCGGUUUUAGCAGCACAGGUUGAUCUCGCCGGGAAGUUUAGAGAGUACAUGCACGUCGGCUUCUCUGCUUCUAACGCGCUUGGUUCGGCGUUUCAUAUCGUGGAGAGGUGGAAAUUUAGAACCUUUGGGUCUCACCCUGACGCGGUUCAAGAAGAUGACGACUGGUUGGUCUGCUUUGAGAAUCCUAGGAAUGUUCGCCACCGUUAUGGUUUGGAUGUUAGGGUUUCAGUUGUUGGGUUAAGGAUCCCUUUCUGGAGUCUCUUACCUGGUUUAGCUGCUGUUGUUGUUCUCACUGCGUUUAUUUCUUACUCGUUGAUUCGAGGCAAGAAGAGGAUUGUUUGUGAAGGAGUAGGGCUGAACAGGGUCCCGGGAAGAUUAUCAUUAGCUGAGAUAAAGUCUGCAACUUCGGGAUUCAACGAGAACACGAUCGUGGGUCAUGGAGCUUCAGCAACUGUAUACAGAGGCUCCAUUCCUAUGGUUGGAUCCGUGGCUGUAAAGCGUUUUGAUCGGGCUCACUGGCCACAGUGCAACCGCAACCCUUUCACCACGGAGUUUACUACAAUGACGGGUUACUUGCGGCACAAGAAUCUAGUUCAGUUUCAGGGCUGGUGUAGCGAAGGAACAGAGACAGCUCUAGUGUUUGAGUACUUGCCUAAUGGAAGCUUGAGUGACUUCCUUCACAAGAAACCUUCAUCGGAUCCGUCAGAAGAAUUCGUAGUCCUCUCUUGGAAGCAGAGGGUGAACAUCAUUCUCGGCGUGGCCUCUGCGCUUACUUAUCUACACGAAGAAUGCGAGAGACAGAUCAUACACCGUGAUGUCAAGUCCUGUAACAUAAUGCUGGACGCUGAGUUCAACGCAAAGCUAGGUGAUUUCGGGUUAGCUGAGGUUUACGAGCAUAGUGCGAUGUUAUCUGGACGCAAUGCUACUCUCCCAGCAGGUACCAUGGGUUACUUAGCACCUGAAUACGUUUACACAGGUGUACCUUCCGAAAAAUCCGACGUUUACAGCUUCGGUGUGGUGAUUCUUGAGGUGUGUACGGGGCGUAGACCGGUUGGAGAUGACGGGUCAAUACUUAUAGACCUGAUGUGGAGUCUCUGGGAGAAAGGGAAGGUCUUGGAUGGUGUUGACGUUAUGCUAAAGGAAGAGUUUGAUGCAGAGGAAAUGGAAAGAGUGCUGAUGGUUGGGAUGGUAUGUUCGCAUCCUGACUGUGAUAAGCGGCCGAGGGUGAAGGAAGCUGUGAGAAUUAUACGUGGGGAGGCUCCGUUGCCAGUUCUUCCGGCAAGGAGGCCUUUGCUGAGGAUACAUUUGGCUACGGAGGCGGAGGAGAUGAUUGCCGAUAGUUUAGUUGGGGAGGAACUUCCUUGGAUGACGCCUAAGUCACACUUUUAGCUGUAAAUUUCCUUCGUUGA
Brassica oleracea var. oleracea is the source of this 2143-nucleotide messenger RNA. RefSeq names its product L-type lectin-domain containing receptor kinase S.6. Gene Ontology annotation, biological process: protein phosphorylation. Lineage: Eukaryota; Viridiplantae; Streptophyta; Magnoliopsida; Brassicales; Brassicaceae. Gene Ontology annotation, cellular component: plasma membrane. Gene Ontology annotation, molecular function: carbohydrate binding; ATP binding; protein kinase activity. The transcript has a single exon. The record is from RefSeq and is a predicted model, not a curated record. The coding region runs from base 81 to 2123 and encodes 680 amino acids.